ACCAAUUACGAGAUAGGCUGGGGCCGCAGCGGGUCGCGACUCGCGAGAGCAGUGCUCCCAGUGCGGGUCGUGGUUUGCGGGCCGCAGUAACAUCGCGACGUUGCUCUCUGAAGAGAGCCAGAUGACACCACAGUUGAGCAUCAUCUUCCUGCUCCUCAGCUCGGGCAGGUCAUUCAAGCCUCGAUGUACUAUGGCUAUCCCUUCUCAAACGUUUAAUCAUCGUUGGCGGAUUGCAACGCGACCACCGAGCGAUCCAGAGAACAAGACAUCAGCGAGACACCAGCUCUGGAUUAUAACGGAUGAAAAGCAGCGCACCGAAUUCACUGCAAAAUGUACACGCACGUCUUUGGACAUUUAACUCGAGAAGAACCUCCGAACGAGCUUCUCUAGCAAGGACGAUGAGCGGCUCUCGCAAUGAGACUACCACUGGGACGAUGCGACCAAGGAGUCCGAAGCUGU
Messenger RNA from Rhodofomes roseus, 459 nucleotides. RefSeq lists its product as uncharacterized. The record is from RefSeq and is a predicted model, not a curated record. The coding region runs from base 122 to 358 and encodes 78 amino acids. Lineage: Eukaryota; Fungi; Basidiomycota; Agaricomycetes; Polyporales; Fomitopsidaceae. The transcript has 5 exons.